GCAGAGCGGACGAUGACCAGGGGGUCGCAGGCGCGGUCGCCCCCGCCCUGCCCACUUCCGGCGCGCGGCACCCUCGGGCCGCCAGGGGGCGCCUGUGCGCGCCCAGCUCGGGGACAAAGGAAGCCGGGCCGGCCGUGUUAUUACCAUAAAAGGCAAACGCUGAUCGGAGGCGGCCCCGCGAAGCGCGGCAGGAAGCCAGGCCCCCGCCCCUCCCCACCGGGCGCCGGCCCCGCCUCCGCCCAG
This is a messenger RNA of Chinchilla lanigera (long-tailed chinchilla), 243 nucleotides long. Its product is annotated as basic proline-rich protein-like. The record is from RefSeq and is a predicted model, not a curated record. NCBI's taxonomy places the organism in Eukaryota, Metazoa, Chordata, Mammalia, Rodentia, Chinchillidae.